CAAAUUCCCAAUUGCUGAUGGACUUCUAGGCUUUUUCCAGGUAUGAUUGGUGAUUCAGUGGUACACGGCUCCUCCAGACCAACGCGUUUCGCUGUAUCCACAGCUUUUUCAAGUAAUCUCAUGGCAAUUUUACAAUUUCUACUUCUGCUCUUUUGUUUAUAUCCAAUAAAUGAAGCAACUGCUCAAAAGCCGAAUAUAUUACUGCUCCUGGUGGAUGAUCUUGGAAUUGGGGAUAUUGGAUGUUAUGGGAAUAAUACAAUAAGGACUCCAAACAUUGAUAGAUUAGCAAGAGAAGGUGUAAAACUUACACAACACAUUGCUGCAGCUCCGUUAUGUACCCCAAGUAGGUCCGCUUUUUUGACUGGCCGAUACCCCAUCAGAGCAGGUAUGACUGGUGGAGAAGUUGUAUACUGGAAUGCAGUGCCUGGUGGGCUUCCUGCAAAUGAAAUAACAUUUGCAAAAAUAUUGAAGAAACAAGGUUAUUCCACAGCAAUCAUUGGGAAAUGGCACCUUGGAGUAAACUGUGAAUCGAGGAAUGACUUUUGCCACCACCCAUUAAAUCAUGGGUUUGAUUAUUUCUAUGGCAUGCCUUUUACACUUUUUAAUGACUGUGAAGUCUCAAGAUCAAGUGAAUUCCACGUGGAUUUUAAAAUUGCAUUAUGGUUUUAUGCACAGAUUUUUGCUAUUAUGCUGCUCACACUUGUAGCUGGCAACUUAUGGCGUUUUGUCAACGUUCCCUGGAAAAUUAUUUUUGCUUUCACCCUUUUUGGUACAGUUUUCUUUAUGUAUUGGUAUGCAGCCUAUGCAUUCAAAAUAUACUGGGACUGCAUAUGGAUGGAGAACUUUGAAAUAAUUGAACAACCAAUGGAUCUGGAAGAAAAAGCUUGUCAAAUAGUUAGAGAGACCAAGGCAUUCAUUAACAGCAACAAAGAUGGACCCUUUCUUCUCUUUGUAUCUUUUCUGCAUAUCCACACUCCCCAUUACACUACAAAGAAGAUGAGAGGAAGGAGUAAGCAUGAUUUGUAUGGAGACAAUGUAGAGGAAGUGGACUGGAUGAUUGCGUCAAACUGUGAUCUGCCACCCGAGUCUCAGGAGAACUUGAGCGGUGACCAGGCUCAGGGAGAUCAAGGGGAAAUACUGGAUGCUAUUGAUAAGGAAGGUUUGGUUAAUAACACACUUACCUACUUUGCUUCUGACCACGGUGCAUAUUUGGAAGGCAUGGCGGGAAGUCCUCAUCUGAAAGGCAGCAAUGGAAUUUACAGAGGUGGUAAAGGAAUGGGAGGACUAGAAGGUGGGAUACGAGUGCCGGGAAUACUACGCUGGCCGGGCGUUAUUCCUGCUAACACAGCAAUUGAUAAACCAACAAGUCUCAUGGAUAUAUUCACUACAGUCACUAAGCUUGGAGGAGGCGUUCUACCACAGGACAGAAUUAUUGACGGCAAGGACCUUAUACCGCUGGUGCAAGGACUAAUACCUGACUCUGAGCACAAGUUCAUGUUUCAUUAUUGUGAUAAGUACUUACAUGCAGUGCGAUGGCAACAAACCGCUAGUGAUACCAUCUGGAAAGUCCAUUACAUUUCGCCAAAGUUCAGUCCAGGAGAAGGUGCAUGUUACAAGACGAAGAUCUGUCAAUGUUCUGGUGAUAACGUCAUCUACCAUGUGCCACCAUUACUUUUUAAUCUCUCCAAUGAUCCUUCAGAGAACAAUCCUCUUCCCAGUGACUUACCGCUAUAUAAUGAAGUACUGCAGACCAUAGAGCAGGCCGUCGCACACCAUAACUCAACGCUGUAUCCUGUGCCGCAGCAAUUAUAUGGCAUAAACAAUAUGUGGAAUCCCAGGCUACAACUGUGUUGUGGAACCUUUCCACUCUGUUGGUGCAAUAAAAACAAGAAGAAUUAAUCACAUAUAAACAUGAAUGUGGUUUAGGGAUGGCCAUCGGUAGGGUGUACAUCGAUGGUUGCCAUCGAUGAUACCAUCAACGAUAACCAUCAAUGGUACACAAACCAUCUAUGGUGAACCAUUGAUGGUUUUCACCACUCGAUGGCCACCACUGAAAGGUGGUUGCUGGUCCGCAGACCAAUGAAAAUCUAGGGGUGGGAAUUAGCGGGGGCAGAGUUAUGCUCCAUGUCCCGACGACACCUAAAAAAAAAAAAAAGUAUUUGGUUAUACCUUUCCAUCGAUGGAGGGAAACCAUCUGGUUCUCCCCCAUCGAUGGCAAAAGUAUUCUACAUCAGCAAUACCCAUCAAUGAUUUUGAAUCAUCGAUGGCCGAUGGCCAUCCCUAAUGAGAUGUAACAAUGACAAAUAAUGUAGUUUGUGCUUGUUUUUUUAUUUGACAGAUCGGUAGUAAAAUCCACUGUUAGCACUAUUAAAAUAAACUCGACUGUAUUCUU
Messenger RNA from Pseudophryne corroboree (corroboree frog), 2392 nucleotides. RefSeq names its product arylsulfatase H-like. Gene Ontology annotation, molecular function: arylsulfatase activity. The record is from RefSeq and is a predicted model, not a curated record. Bases 43 to 1899 code for a protein of 618 amino acids. The transcript is spliced from 11 exons. NCBI's taxonomy places the organism in Eukaryota, Metazoa, Chordata, Amphibia, Anura, Myobatrachidae.